Molecule: messenger RNA, 2941 nt
Organism: Dendroctonus ponderosae (mountain pine beetle)
Lineage: Eukaryota; Metazoa; Arthropoda; Insecta; Coleoptera; Curculionidae
Product: serologically defined colon cancer antigen 8 homolog
Exons: 11
Coding region: 364-2769 (801 amino acids)
Biological process (GO): neuron migration; centrosome cycle; establishment of cell polarity
Cellular component (GO): centriole; centrosome
Source: RefSeq, a predicted model, not a curated record
AACGAUACAUUGCAUGUUUGGGCCUCAUUACGGUCAUCCUUAAGACUUCCUCAAAUCUCCAGCAAAUUGUAGAAAUAUUCCCCAAUGAAAGAAUGACUCAACAUGCAAGAAAUGUUAUUGAUUGGCCAGCAGGGCUCUGCAUGCUUUCGGCAGGUAAAUACAAACACAGUGGACCCUCGGGCAACAUAAAAAUGACCUCAGCGGUCAAUUCGUGUCUCAUUGCACUUGCAUUAACGUGGGGUGCGGUUUUAAAGGUUCAAGUACGUCUCCAGCUGGCCAUUUUCACUCAGAAUGUUUCAAAAACAGUCUUUUUGACGGUAAUUUCGAAAUUUUCUAAGCAGGAAAUCAGUCAACCCGCCCAAGAUGGACUUUAGAAGAAAGCCAGACUAUGCGGACACGGCGUAUCGUGAAGCUGUUGGACGCUUGAGAAUUCUGAUGGCAGAAAGCUAUACACCGGUUAGAAGUAGAGUGUAUGGAACAAGAACAAUUCGCGAACUGGACAGUGCAGGCGAAGACACCGACAAUCAGUCGAUGAUAAGUGGAGGCAGCAGAAACUCCAGAUCGGGUAAAGCCUACUAUAGCUACAACUACACCCCAAUCCAGCCGCGAAAGUACCAAUACGCGCCCCUGAGAAGCAACAUUGGGACGCAAAGCGAAAAAAACAUCCCUCCAGAAGCCGCAAAGCACGAACCGCCCCAACCCGAACUGAUGUCCUUCAUUGAACGGCAAGAGGACUACAUUGAGCAGCUGGAAAAAGAGUCCAGAUUCUGCAAGGACGAAUUAUCAUCGCUGCUUUCCAAAGUCAAAGAAGUCAUCAGCGAAAACGAGCACUUGCACGAGAAACAAAAGUCCAAACUAAUCAAGUCGGUGUUCGAGCAUUUGGAGACUGAAACCGACACUGAAACUGAAUUCGUGCUGCAAGACAAAGGCAUAUCGAAGAAAAAACGAAUCAUUGAAGGCCCUUCGAUUGUCUUCGAAUCGCGCAUAUCCGAACUGGAGGCCCAACUAACCCAGGCCAGAAUCGAUCUGAGAAAAGCGCAAGAAGACAACGAUUCUCUUAGAAGGAAACAGUCCGAUGACUCACAUCAAGACAGCAACAGCUGCGAUAACUUCAAGCGGCAGCUGGACAACUGCAACAGGGACAAGGAGGAGUUACUGAACAAACUGAAAAGCCUGCAGGCAGCGCUUUCAGCGCUGCGCAACAAAGAGAACGACACGUGCGACCAAGCGAAGCGCAGCCUGGAUGUAGCUGAGCAGGCCCAGUACGAGAAAAGCGCCGCCGAGCUCGAAAUCAGACGCCUCAAAGACGAGCUGGAAAGGCAGCACUCCAAGCUACGCGAUUCCAUAGCCGAACAGGGCCGAAGAAUUGCCGAUGAGCGCUCAGCGGUUGAGCGCCGCUACACGCAGCAAAUAGAGCAGCUGACUACUGAGGUGGGGGUUCAAUGGGAGACGACCAACAAGCUCCAACUGGAGCUGGAUAAGCAGAGGCGCGAGGGCGCCGACUUGCGAAGAGAGUGCGUCCAAAAACAAGCUCUGAUCGACGAGCUGAAAAAGGAGAUGCAAAACAAAAUACUGAGCCUCCAAUCGGACAUCGGAGUGACUGGGGCGGAGAAGAGCGCCUUAGAACAGCAACUCUCCGCUCUAAACUUGGCCAAUGAGCGCACGGAACGACAGUACAAGCAGGAGAUCACGCGGCUGCAGGCCGAAAUUCAGUCUUUGCGCCAAAGAAUGGACAGGGCUGAUGCCGAUCUGAUACACAGCAGACGUGAGAAUAUUCGCCUGAAUGAGCAGAUUGCUUCGCUUGAAAAGGAGAUUAAUCUAAACGCCGCCCUCAGUGAAGAAAGGGCCAAAUCGACGACGCCCAGAACAGCAGAUAUUAUGGCCCUGCCUCCUCCCGCUCCUAAAAAGGACGACAGAGAGAAGGAACUGACCUCCAUGAUCCAGGACAUGGAAAACAAGCAUGCGGCCACUGUAGCCGAUCUAGAGCGUAUGAUCCACUCCCAAAAUCAACUCAUGGGCAAACUGUCGUCUGAGUGCCACGCCCUUACACGGAAACUCGAUGACGCUGGCCACAAACAUAAGGAGGAAAUACGGGAACUACAAACUAGCCUAGUUCGACUAAACAACAAAUUCAGCCAGGCACAAUAUAGCAAAACCAAUUCAAAAGAUGAAGAUCAAAGAACCGCACUUCCUUCUACCUCACCUCCGAAGAUGCGACGAUCCGAAAGCCGAUCGUCUUUAAAGCAGCGAAGUCGCACAUCUUCGCGGCAGGCCAGCCAGGAGAAACUGUCCCCGGCUUCCACAAGUCUUCAACAGUCGCCAAAAAAUGCACCUCAAGCGGCUAAUAAAGAGCCCAAAUCCCCCACUGAUCCUCAAACGGAGGAAAAAGGAAAAAAUCACCAGCAAGACCUGAGGGCGCGGUCCCAAGCACCUGAGCCCCUCCAACAGUAUACAGCUGAGGAACCAUAUGGCAUUAAUCAGGAAUACCCGCCUGAUCCUCAUCAGCAAUACUUAGAGGAUCCUAAUCAACAGUACCUAGCUGAUCCUCAUCAAGAAUACGCCGCGGAUCCGCAGUAUCAAUUCGACCCGAAUAUACAAUAUGACCCCAAUCAGCAAUACCAGGAGGAUUUACAGGGCAUGUACGACCCCAAUCAGCAAUACGACCCCAGCCAGUAUCAACCGUAUAAUGAAGACACUGAGCAACAACCAAACCAGUACCAAAGUUACCCUGACUCUAACACAGAAAAUCCGGCUAAUAGAGCGUCUUAAUUCGAGUGGAAAUGUUGAAAGUUGGGGAAAGCGGGGGUAAGGACUGAUGUGCAAUAUAUAUAUGUAGUAGUUCUAGUGAAUAGUAAAUCGCCCUUAUAUUUAAAUGCUUUCGAACGUUUAACAAUUUACUUGUAUCAUUAAAGUGUAAAAUAAAUACAUCAUUCGCCUACUA